Protopterus annectens (West African lungfish) is the source of this 1182-nucleotide messenger RNA. RefSeq names its product interleukin-18-like. The coding region runs from base 229 to 594 and encodes 121 amino acids. The transcript has 4 exons. Gene Ontology annotation, molecular function: cytokine activity. NCBI's taxonomy places the organism in Eukaryota, Metazoa, Chordata, Ceratodontiformes, Protopteridae. Gene Ontology annotation, biological process: inflammatory response; immune response. The record is from RefSeq and is a predicted model, not a curated record.
GAGGUGAGAGCUGGCAAUGUGGAGGCCCAUGCAAACAGACUGGCGAGGCUGCAGCAAGAGUCUGCCUGGGAAUCAGAUUCCUGGAAGAAAUAUUCUACUCCAAAACCAAGGAUUAUAAGGAAUACUAAAAAUCAGAUACUCCUGGCCCAAGUCGACCACUCGAACUGUGAGGGACAUUUUGUGCCACUUUACGAUGACGAGGUAAAAACAAAAGAUGGUGUUAAUUUUAUGAUCUACACAUACAAGGACACAAAUCCCAGAAGUGGAAUCCCAGUAUCAUUUCAAGUGCAGAAAAACAACAUUACUUAUCACAUGUGCUGCAUUGAACAAAAUGGUAUCAAGACGCUUCAGUUCAAGGAAGGUGGAACUCCUGAUUUUAUAGAUGGAAGCAAAAGCAAAAUCAUAUUCUUUGAGAAAGCACUUUCUAGAGGAUUGAAUAAUUUGAGAAUGUUUGAAUCAGCUUUCUAUGAAAAUCAAUACCUAGCAUUUGAAGAAGUGGACAGGAGACACAACAUACUAACUCUGAAGGAAAUAGACAAAAUGGAUGAAAUAAGAGAAGAUGCAGCUUUUUAUGCCGUUUCCACCAGUGAAUAAUGCAUGAUGAUAACAACUUCCAACAUCCAAAACAAGAGACUUAAGCAGUUUUGAAUACUGAAACAUAUUUCCUAAUGUACUGAUCAUUUCUGUCAUAACUGAAAGUGGCACAAUUUGUGUGGGUUGGUUUUCCUUGUCUAAUUCUAUUAUCUUUAUUGUAACAAAAUAGCUUGUGGUGGUUGUUUUCCCUCUGCCUAAUUUUAUUAUUUUCAUUGUAACAAAGUAGCUUGCAGUGCCAUGUAGGAUGACUCCCUAUUGAAAUGUUAGUACUCUAAAUGCUGAGAGCCAACAAGUUGAAAAAAAAAGAUUGAAAACAUAGGAGAAGAGCAAAUUUCUAAAAUCAUUCUUCUUUAAACUUCUUUUUGCCCCUCCUAUCCCCUGAACUUAUAUGUACUAACUCAGAGAUCGCCAUACCUUGGAGAAGAGGGAAUAUUCCAAGAAAUGGCAUCUCUGACUUAGUAUAUUUAAAUCUGAAUCUUUCAGCCAAUCAGUCUCCAUAUUUCAGGACUUGCUGUAGUGUAUCCCAACUUUUCAAAUGGUUAACAUAUAGGACUGUGUAGAGCCGAUUUUGGAAGUUUUCCAGCAUAU